Messenger RNA from Phlebotomus papatasi, 1147 nucleotides. RefSeq names its product TM2 domain-containing protein CG11103 (gene amrt). Lineage: Eukaryota; Metazoa; Arthropoda; Insecta; Diptera; Psychodidae. The coding region runs from base 60 to 632 and encodes 190 amino acids. The transcript has a single exon. The record is from RefSeq and is a predicted model, not a curated record.
AUCCAGGGGAGUGAAGUUGUAUUCGCAUUGCGAUUGACUGACGGAAAAUUUAGUACGCAAUGGCUGUGUUGAUAAACAUUGCGUUUUUCUCCACAUUCUGCUCGAUAUUUCUCACUUUCUUGCUUCGUAUCCAUGGGAUUGAAGGGGCCCAGAUUAGUAGCAAAGACAGAGACUCCGUCUCCAUCAAUCACAACACGUACAAUCCCCUCAGUCCCCUGGUAAAGUGUUCAUUUUUACCUCGAGACUUCAUUGACUGUGAAGCGCCCCAAUUGCGGGGCAAUAACACUUACGGAUGCUCCAAGUUCGGCGGAGUGUACUUCGAGGAUGUGGAGAAGACAUCUGUGAGGUGUACAGUACUUCCGGAGAUUGAGUGCUAUGGAGAGAGAACCUUCAUGAGGGAUGGAGUCCCUUGCAUCAAAUACACUGACCACUACUUCGUCACCACGCUCAUCUACAGCCUCCUGCUGGGCUUCCUGGGCAUGGAUCGCUUCUGCUUGGGUCAGACAGGGACAGCCGUUGGCAAACUUCUCACCCUGGGAGGCCUUGGUAUCUGGUGGAUUGUUGACAUCAUCCUCCUGGUAACAAAUAACCUCCUUCCGGAAGACGGAAGUAACUGGGUGCCCCAAGUGUGAAAAAACCCUCAUAAAGUCCCCAUUCACUCAUUUCUUGUAUAUGAAGAUUCUCUAUAUUUUUUUUCUACUCUCUGCAGAUUGCUUAAUUUUAAGAAAAUACUUUUUGCACUUGUUACAAACUUUUAGCUAAAAAUUAAGAGAAUAUUUAAAAAAAAAAAAAUGUCCACUCUGAAGAAUUAAUUUUUCAAAAAACGCAGAACGUUAGAAGAACUUAUUUACAAAUAUUUUUCUGGCUAUUAUGCUUUUUCACUUUUUUUUUUGUUAAAUUUAUAUUCACUUUUUUUUUCUUUGUACUGUUAUCGCAACAAACAGAUUUGUUUUAGAAUCAAUCCACAGUCGUUUGACGAGAAUUGAAGUAGAUAACUUGAAGGUAUCUGCAAUCAAUUAAAAUUCUUGUAAUGAUACUUGAUAGGGUUAGGCCUCGAUAAGACAGUGAUUCUAGAUUUAAUUUCUUUGUAUAGAUACAAAAGAAAAAUGUACAGAAAGUAUUUAUUAAAAAAAAGACUGUUAAAAAA